ACCUUGUGCAGUGUCGUAUUUGACGUUUUAAAAUGCACCCAAAAACAAUACCUCUGCGUGUGGCAUUCUGGCUUCUCAUUUCGCAGUGAAACAAAAGCGAAGUUAUCGUGUAUAAAACGAGCAAGAAGCAAAACAUUUUUCCAGCCAUCGAUUAUUGCCAAAAAACAUCAACAUUACAAGUUAUUGAAAAGUGCAUUUUAGGGACAACCAAGAUUCGUGUAUUGCGAGGACAGACGACGGUCGAUACUUACUUUUUCUGCCUGAAGAAGGCAAGAGGCAAAGUAGUACCCGAGGCUUGCGCUCAAGCCCCGCCGUAGCCCGCUGGGUAUCGUCUUCUGAUGGGAAAAUACACGCACAGCUCCAAUCCGAGCAACCACUGGAACCUGGAACUGAUUAGCAAUGAUUUGAUCCGAGAAUGCAAAGCUUCCACGGAAAGCAGUCACCUGUCCAAGGGACUCCGAGACCGACUUGAGAGCCUGCCUCGGCACACCCGCAAGGAAGUGGUGAAGAAAACGCGUGACGGCUGUUCGUCACUGUUCAUCGCCUGUCGCCAAGGCAACGUUGAAAUCACCGAGUACCUGAUAACGGUGUGCGAUGCCGACAGCGAGCAGAAAGGUCUCUACGAGGUGUCCGAGGACCGCUCGGUGCACUGCGUUACCCCGCUGUGGUGUGCCUGCGUGUCCGGGAAGCUUCCAGUCGUCAAGUGUCUCGUCCGGUUGGGUUCCAAUAUAAAUGCUCUCUCUGAUACCGGUUCGACGCCGCUGCGAAGUGCAUGCUUCAUGACACACAUCGACAUUGUUCAAUAUUUGGUGGAAAAUGGAGCGGACAUCCGGAAGCCGAACUACAACGGUGGAACCUGUCUCAUCAAUUCGGUCCAGUCGGUGCAACUGUGCAGCUAUCUGAUUAGCAAGGGAGCGGACGUGAAUUCACGUGACAUUCAGGACAAAACCGCUCUGCACUACGCGAUCCAGGAGCAUCGUUUCGAGACGGCUCAACUGCUGCUGGAAAAUGGAGCGGAUCCGUUCGCGCGAAGCCGUUACGGAGAUGAUGCGCUGCAAACGGCGUGCCUCAAGGGGGCACAUCAAAUAUUCGACUUUCUGAAGAGCCGCAUCAAUUAUUCGUCCGAGCGGUUGGCUGAUGCUAACGAGCUGAUUGGAUCGACGUUUAUUGAUGAUCACAACGAGACGCGGGUGGCAAUCCUUCACUGGCGGUUGGCACAUCGCAUCCGUCAGAGGGAGGCUAUUUAUAUUAAGAAGAGACCGGAAGUUCAACCUCGUGCAGCUUACGGGCAUGCGGUCGAGUUUUCCACCACCGCCGAGCUGGAGGAAAUCGCUGUUGAUGUGGAUGCAAUGCGAAUUCAAAGUUUGCUGAUUUAUGAGCGAAUAUUGGGAAUCGAACAUAAGGACACCUUGUUCCGGUUGAUGUUCCGGGGUGCCUCCUACGCGGAUUCUCUGCGCUUCCAGAGAUGCAUUGAUCUGUGGCUGCUAGCGCUGCAGGUGCGAGUUCAAAAGUAUUCCAUUUUGUACUCCGAUACCUGCCUUACCGCACAGGCCAUCGUGAGGUUGAUGCUGGAUUUGCAGGAUAAAUUCGUCGAGGUGAUGCCGAACGAAUUUGUCAACCACAGUUUGCCCCGAUUCGAGGAUAUUUAUGAGGUGUAUCGGAUUCUCACGUCAAACAUUAAUGAGGCCCGUCGGUUGCUCAACAUUCGGCCAGCUCACAGAAAGCAGCAGGAAAACUACGACCGCAUACUGAAAUGUCUAACGCAUCUGAUCUACCUUUUGCUCUCUAUGGCAAAAACCGACGAAGAGUGUGAUUUGGUGAAGCAAUGCGUUCGACAUUUGGUUCACUGUAAUUUACGAAGUGCAAUUACCAACGAUACGCUGCUGCAUUUAUCCGUUUCGAGAUUGAAUGUGAUCAAGAGCGGCUAUUUCACCGAUGAGAGCAGCUUGAAGGUGAUAUUCCCCAAUGUAAACGUGGUAAAACUUCUGUUGAAGUGUGGUGCGUAUGUUAACGCAAAGAACGAGAGCAAAUCCACGCCGCUGCUGAUCGCUUCGUUGCCGUACAACUAUAGUAGAAAGCUCGUCCACACUCUGCUCGAGCACGGCGCUCAUCUGGAUCAGCCGAACCGGAACGACGAGCGGCCCAUGUCUCUAAUCGCAGUGAACCCGAUGAACGACAUACCCCUCGUCAACUACAUGACGCUCAAAUGUCUCUGCGCCACUGUGAUCACCAAGUUUGGUAUUCCCUAUCGGAACCAGGUCCCGCGCACGCUUGAGGACUUUGUUCGGUGGCAUGAACCGUAAUGUGCGCAAAGCUUUCAAGCAGUUGUAAGUUUUUCUCAUUGCUUCCUUAUCCGUUCAAUGACUCUUGCUGCUCUCUGUAUUAUCCCUCCGCUUUUUUGUAUAUUGCUUAGUUCUGCUGGCAAACCUUUUUUUAUGAAUCAAAACUUGUAGAUAUAUAUAUUUGUUACUACUUUUAUGUGUGUGAGUGCGGGAAGGUAGCAAAUUUAAACUGAUGAGUUCAGUUUUCACACAAAUUUUGAAAUUAGAUUGACACAAAGCGUUAAAAACUAGAAUUAAGUUAAAAUUUUAGAUGCGAGAGUGAGAUAAAAUAUAAUAAAAAUAAAACCCCCAGCCGUCAAUUGGGAUAGCGCUGAUCCUAGCAACAGUAUUCUAUUUACUCUUAUCGAACACAAAAACUCGUUAAAAGAUCUCAAACUUUCUCUUCCAACUAACCGCGUGUUUGCGUGGCUGUGCGUUCGGGUAAUAGAACCAAACGACACUAGUAGAAUCAGCAGUUGUAUCCGCAGAAAAC
Toxorhynchites rutilus septentrionalis is the source of this 2814-nucleotide messenger RNA. It is a transcript of the gene m-cup, whose product is annotated as protein fem-1 homolog C. NCBI's taxonomy places the organism in Eukaryota, Metazoa, Arthropoda, Insecta, Diptera, Culicidae. The record is from RefSeq and is a predicted model, not a curated record. Gene Ontology annotation, biological process: ubiquitin-dependent protein catabolic process. Gene Ontology annotation, cellular component: ubiquitin ligase complex. The transcript has 5 exons. Gene Ontology annotation, molecular function: protein binding. Bases 339 to 2303 code for a protein of 654 amino acids.